Molecule: messenger RNA, 508 nt
Organism: Rhipicephalus sanguineus (brown dog tick)
Lineage: Eukaryota; Metazoa; Arthropoda; Arachnida; Ixodida; Ixodidae
Product: cystatin-B
Exons: 3
Coding region: 150-446 (98 amino acids)
Cellular component (GO): cytosol
Molecular function (GO): cysteine-type endopeptidase inhibitor activity
Source: RefSeq, a predicted model, not a curated record
GGGCAGCUUUCCAAGCACGCCGAAGAAUGGGUGACGUACGAGUCACGAGAACUGAGUCAUCGUAGCAGCGCGCGCGAUUAGUGAGUUGUCACAGUUUAAAGCUCGCUGCUUUGUGCUUUGUAUAGCUCCAAAAUCCAAUCGAGUUGAUCAUGCCUCUCUGUGGUGGACUCUCGGAGGAAGUUAAGGACGCUGAUGACACAGUCAGGGAGAUUUGCGAAAAGGUUCGCGCGGAAGUGGAGGCGAAGCUGGAAAAGUGCUUUCCGGAGUUUACGCCUGUGAAGUAUCGCACGCAGCUGGUGAACGGCAUCAACUAUUUUGUAAAGGUUCACGUAGGUGAUAACCAGCACAUCCACGUCCGUGCACACAAGGCUUUCCAGGGCGAGAUAACGUUCUCAGCUGUGCAGGAAGGGAAGACCUUGGAAGAUCCGCUCGAGCAUUUCCAGUGACGGCUACGGCCAACAGUUGCCCUUUACGUAUGUGAGGAAAUAAAGGAACAAAUUUUACGCGA